Messenger RNA from Effrenium voratum, 2945 nucleotides. NCBI's taxonomy places the organism in Eukaryota, Dinophyceae, Suessiales, Symbiodiniaceae. The record is from the annotation of a GenBank genome assembly.
GGAGGACCUAGGUUUGAAAACGCCGCGCCAUGCGCAGCCAUGGCGCUCGCCCUCGCUCUCGCGCUGGCAAGCUUCCUCCGCGCACUUGCGGAUGCGCCCAUUGCGUCGGGCGUGUGCCCAAAGGGCUACUUCCGCAACGUCACGGUGCUCUUUCCUUGUGACACAAAGACAGGGGUGGCUUUUGCACCAAUCAGCCGGGAUGAGCAGGCCAUCAUCCGGGUACCCACCGGAGUGCAGGACCUGAAGAUUUCGGUGAAGGCGGACUUCUCCAUGGAGAUUGCCUUCCAGGACCCCCGCGACACCCAGAAGGCGAUCCCUUGGCUGAAGGACGGCAUCAAGAGUGAGCCCUGGCGUGGCCUCACACUCACCUUGAAUGCAGGCCAAGUCAUCUCCCAGGCCACUGAACGCUGGCUAGGUGUUUGGGAGGUGGGCUUUGACUACCUGGGCACCUCCCAGAAGGAGCUGGACGUGCUCUUCAAGGGCGCAACCAGCGCUGAGAAGCGGCAGCUCGUGAACAUCAGCUACACCUAUGGAGCUUACAAUGGCUGCACCAGGCCAGACGUCCCCAAGGGAUGUGCCGACUUUGCGCGCUUCGCUGCCCGACAGCUGGUCUUCAACUGGAGCUCUUGGGUACAGUCCACGUACCGAACGGCAGAUGACGCCUGGGAAAAGCUAUGCGACGAGACCAUGUCAGGGGUCAUCCCCCUGACUCCUGGGCCAGUGCCCUUCUACAUGUUCGGGGAGGUCUGGGCCCACUGGCCCUUGGCCUCUUUGGUGCACCCUGGCUGGCGCGAAGCCUUCCGCUUCAUCGACUCCCUAGGCGGGACGGACCCCAACGGCUACGUGGAGAAGCUCGAGUUUCGGACGGCCUACGGGCUGGCCAGCACCUACCUCUCCAUGUUCGGGUGGUGCGAGACGCUCCGGAAGCAAUACCCCACCUCCGAGGAGGCCUACCAAUCGUUGAGCGGGGAGAAGUUCGGCUUCAACACCCCGGUGGACUUCACCAAGUGGAAGGCCAGCUUUUGGAACGACUACCAGCCCGAGGAGGGCAUGGGCAAGGCUUCCGCAGACGAAGCCUUCGUGUAUGCGGAUGCCGACGGGGACGGGGAGGUGUCGGAAAAAGAGUUUGCGAGCAUCUACUUCAGCUGCGCCCCGGAAAACGCGAACAAGCCCCCGGGCGGGCAAGCAGCAGAGGCGCAGAGAGCGGAGGAGGCGAUGACCAAGCCCAGCGCGCAGGUGUCAAUGCCUGAAGGCCCCGUGGCGCGGUGCCUCUACGAGGGCAUCGGCUACCGUGGGGAGGAGACCGGGCUCGCGCAGGCGCAGCCCAACCUCACGGUUUGCCAGGUGAGUUGCCGAACUACGCCGGGCUGCGCUCACUUCACCUUCUGGCACCAGGACGGGAACUGCAAGCUCUAUGCGAUCGACGCGCUGUGGCACCCAAGCGAGGGGGCCAUCAGUGGCCCCGUGCGGUGUGUAGCGCAGGUGCGGCUGACCCUGCAGCAGCUGAGCGCUGCGAAGUUGGCACAGGAGAAGGACGUGCUCCAGGUGGAAAUGGCCAUAGAGCUCGCAAAAGCUGCACACGUCCCGGCGCAUGAUGUCCGUGACAUGAUGGGCGCGGAGGGGCAAGUCACUCUGUCCAUGAAGGCGGACAACGGGGGCGAAGUGGUGAUGGAUUCAUUCGUGGAUAUGCCCGCGGGUAUGGAGCUGAAGGACAUGGAGAAGCUGGCCGCAGAGAGCGGUGCCCAGCGCCAGCUGCUGCAGGCGCUGCGUGACGAUGCCACCGCGCCCGACGCGACCAUGCAGGUCUUAGUGGCGGCGGUGCCGCUGACCCAGUGCUUCGUUCUUGGCACCAAGUUCACCGCCCAGCUGGAGGAAAGCUCCGCUUUGACGCCGAGCGCCUGCCAGAACUUGUGCGAGAAGAACCUCCAGUGUUCCUACUUCAGCUACAUGAAGGACGCCCAGAUUUGCAGCCUUCACCCGGCCAGCGCCAAGCCGAUCUUCUUCACCGGGGCCUUGUCUGGGCCAAAGGUUUGCCAGGACUUGCCUUCAGUCUACGAGCCCUUGGCCGAUGAGAUGGAGGCAGCUGGAGGCAGCAUCUUUAGCAGCUGGUGGUUCUGGACAAUUCUGGCGCUGCUUUCACUGCUGCUGAUCGCCUUUUGCGUCUGGCGCAAAGGCCGCUGGUGCUUGAAGAAGCUGAAGGGCCGUCAGCUGUCGCGAAAGAACGAGGGCAAGGGCGACGCCAAGCUGAACCACCGGUACAUGCCGCUUCCCGCGGACCAACAGUUCGAGCAGGACAUGAUGUCCCAGGCAGCCUCUGAUGCUGUGUGGCAACAAGCCGCGUCGCAGGCUCCGUCCGACCCCAGCCCCCAUGGCGCUUGGCAAGGGACCGGGUACGCCUACGGGACCGGAACCAACGGAUGGCCGCAAGUGCAGCGCCUGCAGACCCCCACGGGCAGCGCUAACUUCUCCACUGGCAGCUCUCGGCCGCAGUCCCCAUGGCACGGUGCGGCCGCACUGCUGACCGGCGCCAGCGCGCCGGCCGCCAGCGCGGGCAGCGCGGCGUGCUCACAGACGCAGGCGUCGCCGUGGAUGCCGAGGUUUCUCGGGGCGGAGGCCAUCCACGAGUACGACACCUGGGACUCUGCGCCUGAGAGGUCCUCCUGGCCGCAACUGCCCCCUCCCAGGCCCGUGGACUUCCCACAGUCCGCCAGCCUGCCGGCCAGACAGCAGCCGACCUUCCUGGACAGCCCUACUGGCUAUCAGGCGCGCUUUGAUGCCCGAGUCACAUAGUCCGACAAACGCGUCGCGCGCGUUGUCCAAAUUGCCACUGGGCGGGGUCUUGUGGUCUUUUGAGAGCCCAGUGGUUCGCCUGCGCCCGCGCCAAAGGGCGCUUGGGCGAUUUGGCUUGCCAUCGCAAGGCGGCCGGGACGGGGAAAUGAAACGUG